UUGAAUCUUUUUCUGUCUCUCUUCUGUUCAGCCUCUGAACCCAAUCUGAAGGUACGUUCACGGUUAAAACAGAAGGUGGCUGAGAGGAGGAGCAGCCCACUUCUUAGACGGAAAGAUGGUACUGUGAUCAGCACCUUCAAGAAAAGGGCGAUUGAGAUCUCAGUGUCCUCUAUGUGCAGCAGUGCUCCUGGCUCGGGUCCCAGUUCUCCGAACAGCUCUAACUGUGCCAUUGCCGAGAAUGGCUCCAGCGGAUCCGUCCCAAACAUCCACGCUGAGCAGUUGCGUUCUCUGCAUCAGUCUUUGACUGGAGAUGGGACACCGAGUCCCCUUAGCCUCUACACCUCUCCAUCUCUGCCCAACAUCUCACUUGGACUGCCUGCCAACGCGCACAUCACGGCUCCUCAGAAACUCAGUGCCCAGCAGGAGGCAGAGCGGCAGACAAUCCAGAGUUUGCGGCAAGGUGGGCCACUGACAGGGAAGUUCAUCAGCACAUCGUCUCUGCCGACUGGCCUUCCUACCGUUGCACCCCAUGACCCUGAGCCCCCUUCCGCUUCUAAUAGCCACAGUAGCCAUUCCUCGCUGCUCCAGCACGUCCUGCUGCUGGAGCAGGCUCGACAACAGAGCGCACUUCUCGCAGUUCCCAUGUACGGACAAUCUCCGCUGGUAACGGGUGAGCGGGUGUCCAACAACAUGCGUACAGUGAACAAGUUGCCUAGGCACAGGCCGCUGAGCCGUACCCAAUCAGCGCCGCUGCCGCAAACACCACAGGCCCUGCAGCACCUCGUAAUGCAACAGCAGCACCAGCACUUCCUCGAGAAACAGAAACACUACCAGCUAAAUAAGAUCCUUUCCAAAGGGGCUGAACUUCCAAGGCAGCCUCCCACGCACCCAGAGGAGACAGAGGAGGAGCUUACAGAAACCGCAGAGAUGCAGGAUGAGCGGGGGGAGGGGCUUGAUCACAUAAGGGAGGGGCUACAGAAAGAGAGCUCCGGCGAAACCACACCCCCUUCGGAACGUCUGGUUCCGUUGAAGGGAGAAAGCACAGAAAGUGAUUUGGAGGAGGAAGACGAUGAAGACGAAGCUAUUGAACUUAGGGAAUGCGAUGAAGAGGGCGCUCCCUAUGGCCAG
Messenger RNA from Puntigrus tetrazona (Sumatra barb), 1128 nucleotides. RefSeq names its product histone deacetylase 5-like. The transcript has 6 exons. The annotation marks the transcript as partial. The record is from RefSeq and is a predicted model, not a curated record. Gene Ontology annotation, biological process: chromatin organization. NCBI's taxonomy places the organism in Eukaryota, Metazoa, Chordata, Actinopteri, Cypriniformes, Cyprinidae. Gene Ontology annotation, molecular function: histone deacetylase activity. Gene Ontology annotation, cellular component: histone deacetylase complex.